UGUGUGUGUGUGUCUUUUAAAUGCAAUCAAGUGGUCAAGGUUAUAUAAUGGUGGAAAAUGUUUUGAAAUGAUAGCGGUCUCAUUUUUUUUAUAUCACUAAAACAUGGCAUUUGAACGAGUGUACAGAUGUUUGAUACCCCAUGGUGUUUGUCUCCCGAUAAUCCACUACAUCCAGAAUGCUGCAUCUGUGCUAUGCAUUUGAUAAUAUGAAGCAUUGACUCAUGCUGUUCUGUGGUUUGACUUUUAAGAACCCCAGGCAAGGCGAGUUGGGAAUAUUCACAAGUACGUCAUGUUUGCACCGCGUGGGUUCUUUUGUUUAGCUCUUCCAAUUUUCCAUUGCAUUAGCCAAACCGUUACUGGAGGUUUUCGCAUUGAUACUGAGUGGAUCCGAGCCAUGUUCCAUUGAUGCAGGGAAAGGUGCCGUUGGCGGUGGUUAUUAAUACACUUUCUGCAGAGUGACAAAGAAUGCGUACCUGUUUUGUCUGUCACAAGGCUUGUGGUAAAUUCCUUUUGGGUUUUCCUCAACGUUGCAGCUUUAAUUAAUGCCGCAUUUUAUGGUUGGGUUGCUAUUCUAUUGGAGUUCAAUGCAUUUCUCACUAACUUUGAGUGUUAGCUUGCCAAUUGCACUGACAUAAUAGGGGCAUCCUGAUCAAUAGGUUGCCACAUUCAUACAGUAAGCAUUGCUGUUUGCAGUCUAUAUUCCUUUCUUCUCCCAUGAUGCUAUUCGCUGCUGAAACAUCAUCUUGACAUCCAGUGAUGUUCAUGCAUUGUGUGUGUGUGUUUUUUAAUCUGUCCCAUAAAUAACCAGUUCUUCUCAUUCUGUGCUACUAAAGCACACCUCUACCCUCGCAACUGACCCAUGUCAUUGGGUGACACUAUUGAAUUUUGUGUGUGUGUGUGUGUGUGUGUGUGUGUGUGUUACACACGCCUCACCGUUCAAAUGGAAAGGGAAUGACACACAAUGUCAUUCAGCUUCUGGCACAAAGUAUCAGUGAACAUCUCUUUGCGCUUCAUCCCGGUGGCUGCUCCGUGACUGCUAACGGACGAUUUUUAGGGUAAAAAAACAAGAAAUGUGUGACCCUCAACAGAAAGUCAAGAACAAAAAAACAGAUGCCCAAUCUCAAAAAAUGAAACACCACCAUCACUCCAAACAAAACCACCGUCACCUGCGUCAUCAUCAGCAGACGUUCCGUCAGUCAGAUGAAGAAGAUGACCAAGACGCUCAUUCAACAGCGGAGGACAGCUUGCUCAACGAUCACCUCCCUCAUCAUCAACAUCAUUCUCAUCGUUACCGCCACAGGCCAAACCAUGGCCGGCUCUCCCUUUCCGAAACUUCUUUCACAUCUUCAUAUGAUUCCUCUUCAUCCACUUUCUCCUCUUCAUCAGCAACGGCCUCCUCUUCUUUGGGUUCUUCAUCAUCCAACUCCUCCUCUACCUCGGCAUCUUCCUCGAGUCUGUCAUCCGAGAGCAGCAGCGAAGGUUCAGACAGAUUCCUCCUUAGGAGGCCUCAACAUUCCCAGUCUUGUACAAACAUUUAUGAGAAGUACAGUGAAGAUGGAGACGACACAGCACCUUUGAUUGGUAGCAAGGGUCAUGUAGGUAAGCAGAAACGGGCAGAGGGAAAGUCUGCUCACAACGGCGCCAAACAAGGCACCCAGAAGAAGACACACGAGAGUGCAAGUUUCCGCAAAUCCAAAUCAAUGGAGGCCCUCACUUGCCCCCCAGAAAAAGAGGGGCACGCAAACGAAGAAGAACAGGAGAAGAAAAAAAACGAAGUCAGAAAGAAUUUAAUGAAGGAGAAAAUGAAGUUCUCCGCCUUCCUCAAUGAGAUCACUCGACAAGUGCUCAGCCCAAUGAGACUCACCACGCUGGGUGUCACAGAUGCUCAGAAACCAAGCAGCACAGAACCCACCUCUGUUCGAUCCAGUAAAUCUGAGAUCAAUACAGACAGGAGCCGACAGCAGAGGAGUCGGCCCGUCAGCGCCGACUCGGUUGACUCCCGCCGGUCUUCUCAUGCUCAUCUUUCAAAGUCAAAAUCGUCCCAGCACCACCACCACCACCGUAGUCACCGCUCUCCGGACUCACCCGAUCACAUGCAAGCUAGGCCCAGAAGCUGCACUGACAUAAGCUGUUUGGAAAGACAUCCAUCAUGGUCUCAAACUUCUCAGCAUUCCUCGCGAUCACCAUGUUGUAAACGGCACCGCCGUCGGAACCAAGAAGAUCAUAUUCAACGGUGUCAUCAUCAUAGCCUCCGACACAGCCCGAGUCCUCACAGACACCCCCGCAACAAAAGUCCUCAUCAUCAUCGUAGAUGCUACAGUCCUGUCUUUUAUCCCAAUCAUGGAGAUUCCGACAGUUCCAGUUAUCGUCAUAACAAACGUUCUCCCCGCAAUCACCACGAGGGCAACCGUGACGGAGGCCGCUACAGCAGUUUAACUCAUCCCCAUCGCACCGACUACCAUGACCCAGCUAUUUACCAGCAGGGUGAACAUCAUUCCCGCUAUCUCCAUGGAUACUACAACCAUGGUAAUGUUCCUCGCCGUGAAGAGCACCACAACCGAGCCUCCGCUCAUCAAAUUCGCAAGAGCAAAGAUCAUCACCGUAGCAAUCAACUAAAUACAAAACGCCCGACCACACCGCGUCACGGAAACCAAGCCCACAGCUGUGACCAAAGCGAUAAGCCACACUCAAAACAUCACCAUGGAGACCACCUUGGCCUUGUUCAGCAUCACAGUUUAAAGGACCAACAUCACCACGGCGUUCCUCACAGUGAUCAUCCGAAUCGUCACCAUGGAGAUCAACGCAGUGGGAUCCAGCAGCACAACCAGCGUGUCCAUGGAGAUGGAGGGCACCGUCCUCACCAUAGGGCCCAACACGGUCAAUUUGGAGGCCAUCAUAGGCCAGGUUAUCAACAUCAUCAACACGGAAGCCACCAUAGUCCCAACCAUCAGCAUCAACACAGCGACGACCGCAAGGACGUGCACCAACCUGAUGAUGAAGAGAGCCAGAAUUCCUAUCAAGAGCACCGCUAUGGAGCUCACCACAGUCCAAACUGUCUCCAUUAUGGAGACAAACACAGUCCAAACCGUGAGGAUCACCACAGUAAUUUGCAUCAAUGUAGUCACGGAGAGCAACAAAGUGCAGGGCAAAAGCACCAGCGCAGAGACCAUCACAGUCCAAACGGCCAACACCACAGCAGAGAUCAUACCGGUGCUCACCGUCAGCAUCACCAGGGCGACCACAAAAGUCCAAAUAGUCAUCACCAGCAUGAAGGCCACCAUAGUCGCACCCAUGAAAACCCCCAUGGGGAUCCAAGUCAUCAUCAGCCACAUCAAAACAAACGCCUCUCCAAAAAUGAGCCGGAACAUGAGGACAAGCACAAUGACACGAAUAGACAGUCUGCUGCCAGUCUCCCUCCAUACCAGAAGAAGGGAGUUCUUUCCUGCAAAUUGGAUUCAACAAAGAAGAUGACCAGUCCUUCCGGUCGAGAUGAGGAACAAACUGACUUCACCGGCCCAUCAAUACCGCAAGAACCAACACAUGAAGUGGACAAGAUUAUGAUCCUGCAGGAAGAUCACGAAGGUCUUCAACAGAGUUUUUUGAAGUCAGCAGUCCAGAUGGAGUGCUUUGGAGAAUUUUUAAACAGCCAUAAGCUUCUGGAAGAGGAGCUGCAGAGGACGCGUGUGGAACUGAGCAACCUCACGGAGAGUUUUAAAAUACUCCAUGAGAACUGUUCAUCCACACAACAAACAAAUAGCCUAUUGGAACAAAAACUCAACUCUGUGACAAAGAGCAUGGAAGGAGAGCGCGAGAGGUUGAGCCGACGAAUUUCAGCAUUGACAGAACAACUGGCUGGUGCAAAAUAUGCCAGCAAUGCAGACACAUUACAUGUGAAUUCUGCGCUCGACAAACCCAACGACCAUUUUCAUCCGGAUGAUGCCAUCAGUCAGGUUAUGCUCCCUCUGGCGCCUCCUCCAAUCCAGUUCAUGGACAGCCAAAACUAUGAAAAGGUCAAGGCCGCAGUGCAGGAACAAUGCCUAGGUUCGGUUCCCGAGGAGGAGGAGUCCGACUGGUCAGAAAUCGGGGAAGAGAUCCCACGAUUUAUACUGACAGGCUCAAACAGAAGUCAAGCUUGGAUGCACAGGGAAGGAAACACGGACAAAGACAGCGAGUCAGGUGGUGAGGAAAUUGUCCGAUAUCAAUCUCCCCGACCUCUGCAGGUACCUCAUUUCCAGUUCACCAUCCACAAUGAGAUUUUACCUGCCCCACCAGCCAAUGCUUGCCUCUCAAGUAUGACAGGUGAGAACGCAUUUCGGAUCACCGCCAGUCAGAACCUCGGCUCGACCAUGCUGAUCAGGUCAGCGAGCUUGGAGGAAAUCCCGCUUGCUUGCCAUCAAAUGCCGAAGGAGCUGAGAGGCACGGAGGCCAUGAUGGACCUCCACCACUCUGGGGAUGAAGCGAGUGACGAUAUGGAUAAUGAGAUCAUUCAUCAUUGGAGAACAAACAACAAGAGGGAUGGAAGGUCAUUAGAGGCCGAUAGCGCUCCGUGCAGUCUGCAGUAUGUCGAACAGAUGCUCAACCAGUUCAUGUGCGAGCCUCAGCGCAGCGAAGGAAUAUGUCAGAGCAGGUCGGAAAUGCACGGCUGGACAGGAGGGAUUGCGGAGGAGGUUUUAGGAGGGGAGCAAACACAACUGUGAUCCCCAAAAAUUCUUCACAAAUCCUGAGCUCAAAUACAAGCGCAACACCCGGACCAUAAGAACAAGCAAGGCAAAUAAGAACCA
Molecule: messenger RNA, 4781 nt
Organism: Hippocampus comes (tiger tail seahorse)
Lineage: Eukaryota; Metazoa; Chordata; Actinopteri; Syngnathiformes; Syngnathidae
Product: filaggrin
Exons: 9
Coding region: 1071-4697 (1208 amino acids)
Biological process (GO): Golgi organization
Cellular component (GO): trans-Golgi network
Source: RefSeq, a predicted model, not a curated record